CAUUUCUCCCCUUGAGACGGCCGGGAUUGAAUUACACAGCGCCGAACAUUCGAUUUGGAACAGAUUAGCUCCUCUGCGUCGGUGCUACUCAAAAAUGUGAAGGCGUUCCCUACAUCACCCACUUUGGUUUCUAAUCCUGGAUUAAGCACAUGCAUGACGCUUGUGCAAAGCAGUUGCUCACGACAUGGAAACGAGUGAAACAAAGCAUCACCCAAACGCGUCAGCUACAUGACCACUCGCCAUGGACCUAUGGAAGUUACGAUCAACAACUCCGUACUUGUAUUUCAUACUUACCUUCACCCAUUCUUGUGAUCUAGUGCCACGUUCAAGAAUGGGGAAUUUUGCAUCUUCCACAACAGGAGCAUCAACCAGUACAGCUUGUGUGAAGUUUGUUCAUGAAUUGGUGUCACAGAAUUGCGUGGUGAUAUUUUCCAAGACCACAUGUCCGUACUGCAAAAUGGCCAAAAACGUGUUCAAUGAAAUCGGCGCCACGUACAAAGUCGUUGAACUUGAUGAACACGAUGAUGGGAGGAGAUUACAGGAGGCCUUAGCUCAGAUGACCGGUGCCAGAACGGUGCCGAGAGUCUUCAUUAACGGAAGCUGUAUCGGGGGCGGCUCCGAUACCAAACAGCUCCAUCAGCAGGGCAAGUUAGUGCCCCUGAUCAAUCAGUGCGCUCCCUGCUGCGCUCCAGACUCCGAAGGCUCAGGAAGCGGACGGUUCGGAUCUGCAAAAUGACUAACCGUUCUUUUGAUCUCUUUCAAUUCUCUAUUUAUAAACGCUGGCUAAAUCUUGCGCUACAAGCUGUAUGUUCUUGUUGUUGUUGUUUUAUUUAUCCAAGUACACUUCAGACUUAAUCAUGCAACACAUUUUUCCUCCAAGAGUUGACGAUAUUCAGCUUUCACACGUUUGUUGAAGCGUCCGGCAAUGUCGCAGUUCUUGUUUUUAGUCGUCACAGAAAACUCCUCGGUGAUCGCGUUUUACUUUGGGACGCGGUCUGUAUCAUGUAACAAAUGAAACGGUGCCUCUCCAAUGUGAUAUUUCGCGGGGCUCAUCAUCACAAAUAAAAUGUGAUUGCAAAGUGCAAUGACUGCGUGGCGAUGUGGUUUACGUUUGACGGCGGUAUUGAAGGACUUGGAAGAAGCUCUUUUGGCUCCGAACGCAUUCACGUCAAGUGGGAUAUAUUUGACAGCUGCGCCUCCGACGUCCAAUAUCUCCCGUUCUAAUGAUGAAUCUUUCUUGUUUAUUGAAAGCCUUUCUUUUCUGCACCAACCGCACAACAGUUCUUGUCUUGUAUUCUACUACUGAUCACUUUAACUCUGCUUGAUACUUUGCACAUUGUCUCACAGUUGUCAUUGGGUGGUACCACCGCACAACGGGUCACUAACAUUAUGGAAUGUCCUUGUUUAUGACGAUACUCGUGCAGCGUGUACGGCCGGAGACAAAUUCCUGUGUGUUCUACAUACUUGGCCAAUAAAGAUGAUUCUGAUUCUAACAUUUGAAA
Messenger RNA from Hippocampus zosterae (dwarf seahorse), 1502 nucleotides. RefSeq names its product glutaredoxin 2 (gene glrx2). NCBI's taxonomy places the organism in Eukaryota, Metazoa, Chordata, Actinopteri, Syngnathiformes, Syngnathidae. Bases 242 to 736 code for a protein of 164 amino acids. The transcript is spliced from 4 exons. The record is from RefSeq and is a predicted model, not a curated record.